Molecule: messenger RNA, 999 nt
Organism: Lottia gigantea (owl limpet)
Lineage: Eukaryota; Metazoa; Mollusca; Gastropoda; Lottiidae
Exons: 2
Coding region: 1-999 (332 amino acids)
Source: RefSeq, a predicted model, not a curated record
AUGGUUGGAGAUAUCAAGAAACUCCGUACUGCCGCCGGCCUCAAAGGGUUUGCUUGGUCCGAGACUGACGAAACGGUCGACCCAUGGUUGAGCAAAUUCUUUGCGUAUCUGAAACGCAACCAGGCUAUCCAAAGCGGCAAGGGCACCAACACCAAUGUCGGCAAGAUGGCCAAACUGUAUUAUGUGCAAAAGGAGGCAGGCAUGCAAACCGACAAGUCGGACAUCAAAGCUCUUCUACACGUGCCCUUGAUGAGGAAGUUCUACACCCGAUUGACCAAUGACCUGGAUGGUUCCGGCAAUGGAUAUGGCUUACAACCUUCUGCCAUGAAGAACGAGUUCUCUGCAUUCGAGCACUUUCGUAAGUUUUUGCAGUACGACUGUGGUUUAGCCACCACCGACCCAAUGUUUGACGCCGACAUUACAACUGCUGAAGCUUUGGUCACUUUUACCGUGGUAGAAUCUAGUACCCAACGCGGUAAACGGAAACUGGUUUCUAGUGAUGGUCAUUCGUUUACCUACAAGAGACGGACUAAAUCCAGAACAGAUUGGAGAUGUAGCAUUCGCAACAAGUCUGUUUCUUGUCCUGUGGUGGUUCGACAGGAAGAAGAUACCUUCAGUGUCCUGAAUGAACACACGGAAAUGGAUCUUAACACAGCCGUUAGCUUAAUGAAUGAACUGUUAGACGCAGAGGAGAGUGAUGCAAGUGACAAUUCAGACACUGGUGUUGUUUCUCUAGAAUCUGUACCAUCAGCUGAGACUGUUAUUACUUCACUUAGACAAACUUUCGAGAGUAAUAAAGCGUCUGAUACUGACACUGGAUCUGAAGAAGAAGACGUUGACGGAGAUUUGAAUGAUCCUGAUUACAUUCCAAAACUAAAUGAUUCAACUGAUAUAUCAUUCAUAGUAGAAGAUCCCCAGAUAUCCACAACGACUACACCCAUCAUUGAUACCACAAAGCCCUCCACUUCCACAACACAGAGUUUUUUCCCCAAACUAUGA